AUGCAAGAAUCAGUUAUAGAAAGAUAUCUGUCGGGUGGUCGGACUAGUCGAGAUCUAGUAAAGUUAGAAAGUGAGGCUAUGGUAGAUCAUACAAAUCGGACACUCGAGGCAGUCUCCUCUUGGGGCCAGGCUAAUCUUGUGCGAUUCAACGCCACCAAAACACAAACGUGUCUAUUCACCGCCAAAAGGAGCGAGUUCACCUUAGCUCCUACUUUCCAGAAUGUUUCCCUGGAAUUCAACGACUGUCUGCAGUUAUUGGGCGUCCAAAUCUCGUCGAAUCUUAACUUUGGACAGUUCAUCGAGUCUAAGGCGAUGGUAGCUGCUAGGAAGCUUGGAAUCCUUUCCAAGGUACGGCGGUACUUCACACCUGGACAGCUAUUGACUUUGUACAAAGCACAGAUCCGACCGUGUAUGGAGUACUUCUGUCACAUCUGGGCAGGCGCUGCCAAGUACCAACUCGCGGCUCUAGACUCGGUGGAGAAACGAGUCAAAAAGUUAAUUGGUGACCAAGACCUAAAUUUAGUCAGUCUUGAACACAGACGUAAAGUAGCACGUCUCUCGGUGUUCUACAGGCUUCAUUUUGGAGAGUGUGCGCAGGAAUUACACGAGUUAAUUCCCCCAUCACCAUUUUACCACCGGACGUUCAGGCAUACGGCGGGAAUCCAUCCUUUUGUGGUAGAGUUCUAA
Papilio xuthus (Asian swallowtail) is the source of this 687-nucleotide messenger RNA. RefSeq lists its product as uncharacterized. Bases 1 to 687 code for a protein of 228 amino acids. The record is from RefSeq and is a predicted model, not a curated record. NCBI's taxonomy places the organism in Eukaryota, Metazoa, Arthropoda, Insecta, Lepidoptera, Papilionidae. The transcript has 2 exons.